AUGCCGAUGCCACGGUGUUUAAUGCCGUAUCAAACGUUGGUUAACUAUUCAUUUCUCGUUUCUCUGAUGAUUCUCUGUAAACAUGUAGUUUCUUCUCCUUCAAUUACUUCAUUCCGAAGACAUUGGUUAAGACGGAACCUUAUUCAAUGCGAACCAAUUGCCAUUAGUCUGUGUCAAGACCUGCCUUAUAAUCUGACUGGGUUUCCGAAUCUCCUUAAUGAUCACAACCAACACGCAGCCAGUAUCGGGUUACACGAAUUCUUGCUGUUGAUCGAGUCGCGGUGUUCUCCCUACAGUCGAUUCUUCCUUUGUCUUCUUUAUACACCUGUCUGUAAUGAGGAAUACAGCCUCAUCCUACCUCCUUGUCGAAAAGUCUGUAAACGUGUCCAAGAAGACUGCGAAGACCUGAUGAAUUCUUUCGGUUUCAAAUGGCCGGAAUUUUUUAGCUCUCCCUGCAUCGGCAUGUUCUUCACAGAAUCCCAGGUACAAUUCGCUCGACUCUUUAACGGCAUUCUCUCGUCUUUCGCCCUCGUACCCUCUGUACUCACCACUUUCACAUUCAUCGUCAAUAUUCAACGUUUCCAAUACCCACAACGGGUUGUUGUAUUCCAAUCUUUUUGCUAUUCGCUCGCUACUCUCGGCUACUAUUUAGCUUUCUCCUUCCGGGACAUGGUGGCAUGUGUUGAUAUGGCCCCUGCAUCGUGUCCCAAUCAAACAUGUCAACUUGUGUCUUUAGUCAGACAAGGAACAACAAACGGAACCUGUACCGUCAGCUUUAUUAUAAUUUAUUUCUUCAGUAUGGCUGCGUCCGUUUGGUCUGUAAUCUUUGCUUUGGUAUGGUUCUUAGCUGCUACGAAGAAAUGGUGCUCGGAAGCAAUCGAAGCGCAAUAUCUGUAUUACCAUUCCAUAUCAUGGGGUCUCCCCAUUGUGCCGACGUCUGUUUUAUUAAGCUAUGGUUAUAUCGACGGAGAUGUUCUCGCUGGCGUUUGUCAAACGGGUCUCUUUAACACGACCGUCCUUGUCACAUCCCGGCUACUACCGCAUACUCUAUGUUUUCUCGUCAGCCUUGUAUUUCUACUCCCUGCUUUUAUAUCACUGAUUCGAAUCUCAAAGACCAAUGGACGAACAAGGAAUUUGUUGCGAAAGUUCGGACUCUUCUCCGUUGUCUCUGCCACUUGUGUUUCGAUUACCAUCAGCUGUUUAUUCUACGAGUCCCUAUACAAGGACCAGUGGUUGAGUACUUGGUACUCCCGUAUCUCCAACAGUACUGAACAGGACACUUUGCCUUCCCCUGCUCAUCCUGACCAUCCCCACCGUCAACAACCCUCUUUCGUUGUGUUUCUACUAAAAUAUACCGUUUUAUAUAUCCACGCCAUUCUUCCUGGCACGUUUUUAGCCAACUCCAAAACUCUUCUUCCCUGUAUGGGAGUAUGUCUUGAUAGAGCGCUGCCUUAA
Messenger RNA from Octopus sinensis (East Asian common octopus), 1455 nucleotides. Its product is annotated as frizzled-1-like. Gene Ontology annotation, molecular function: Wnt receptor activity; Wnt-protein binding. The coding region runs from base 1 to 1455 and encodes 484 amino acids. The record is from RefSeq and is a predicted model, not a curated record. Lineage: Eukaryota; Metazoa; Mollusca; Cephalopoda; Octopoda; Octopodidae. The transcript has 2 exons. Gene Ontology annotation, biological process: canonical Wnt signaling pathway; non-canonical Wnt signaling pathway. Gene Ontology annotation, cellular component: plasma membrane.